AUGGCUAAAGUCCAGGUACUGGCAUCAUUACUGCUUGCAAUAUUCUGCCUUCAGAGCCUGCAAGUGUUUGGAUCGGAUCCCGAGCUCACUUCGGACUUCAAAGUCCCAGAUGGAGAGAAUGCCACAGCUCUGGAUGGAAAUUUCUUCACCUUCCCCGGUUUCAGGAACUUCACCGCCAAUCCGUCUGAUGCUCCCCUCGUAACGACUAUGAGAGCAGACCUCUCUAAUUUUGCAGCACUCGAUGGCCUCGGUAUCUCUUCCACUCUCGUGGUUGCUCCACCAGGGACCGUAAAUCCUCCUCACGUCCAUCCUCGUGCUUCGGAGCUCGUGUUCGUGCUCGAAGGCACCGUCGACAUCGGCUUCGUAGACACCACUAACACGCUGAGGACCCAGACCUUGAAGGAGGGAGAUCUUUUCAUUGUCCCCAGGGGCUUGGUUCACUUCCAGUUCAACAACUAUCAGACGACGGCUAAAUUUCUCAACUCCUUCAGCAGCGCCUCUCCGGGAGUUGCCAGGCUCCCGACCACUCUGUUCGGGACCGGCAUAGCUGAUGCAGUUUUGAUUAAAUCCUUCGGAGUGACAGCUGACGUCAUCGACAAGCUACAGGAAGCUGAAGGGGCUGGAACGCAACCAGGCUACUAG
Marchantia polymorpha subsp. ruderalis is the source of this 642-nucleotide messenger RNA. Lineage: Eukaryota; Viridiplantae; Streptophyta; Marchantiopsida; Marchantiales; Marchantiaceae. The record is from the annotation of a GenBank genome assembly.